CACUAAAAUUCAAACAAACAUAACCAAAAUAACCUCUAUACAGUAAACGUGAUAAUUUUUUAGAGCUGACUGCUGAUCCAAUUAUACUUGACUUGAAAAAUAUUUAUUUUACCGAGUGAUCGGAAAAACUAACUUAUUAAAACAUGACUGGCUACGAGGUUCGACAUUCAAAUGCUAAAAAGGGAAAGGGUUUAUAUGCAACCAAACCUUACAAUAUAGGAGAUGUAAUAUUAGAAGAGGAUCCUUUGGUGUCAUGUCAAUUUGCGUGGAACGCUGCGUACGGGUAUCUGGCUUGUGAUCAUUGUAUGAGAGCUCUUGAGACACCAGAACAAAAUGUUAGAAGGCUAGCUGUAAAACCAGACAUAGCAUUACCACAUUCAGAUAAUUUUGAAGAACCCCUUAUCGGUAUAACCAGGUGUAAUGCCUGCGGUGUGCCGUACUGUUCUGAUAGAUGUAGGGGAAAUGCUAGUGUCAGUUAUCAUAGAUCAUUGUGCUAUGAUCAAUCUGAUGCUAGGCAUCCCAUACAUAUCUUGCUAGAAGCUUGGAAACAACUGCAUUACCCACCUGAAACAACAAGUAUCAUGCUAUUGGUUAGAAUAUUAGCAUACAUUAAACAACAUCCAGAUCCAGCAAUGGCUGCUUCCAACAUCAAACAGUUUUGCCAUAGAACUAUUAAUGAAGAUGCUGAUUUGAUGCACAAAUUGCUUGGUGAUCAGUUUAAAGAUCAGCUCCAUACUUUAAGAGAUUUGACAGCAAAUGUAAUUAGUGGAGAUUAUAUUGAUGAGUUUCUUUCACCUGAAGGAUUUUGUACCCUUAUGGCUCUAGUUGGUACCAAUGGCCAGGGAAUAGGUACUAGUCCUCUUGCACAGUGGGUACAUUAUGUUUCUGAGUUGGCCAUGUCUGAUGAUGAGAGGCAACAAAUAGAUCUAUUUAUUGACAGGUUAUAUAAGGAUAUUGAAAAUGAAGCUGGACACUUUCUCAACAAUGAAGGUUCCGGCCUUUAUCAGUUGCAGAGUGCAAGUAACCAUAGCUGUUCCCCUAACGCAGAGUCUACUUUUCCUUAUGGGGAUCAUCGGAUACAAUUAAUUGCACUGAAAACAAUAAUGCCUGGAGAAGAGAUUUGUAUCAGCUAUUUAGAUGAAUGCUCUUUACAGCGCUCAAGGCAUUCUAGACAAAAGGAGUUAGCCGAGAACUAUCUGUUCAUAUGUGGUUGCGAGAAGUGCUUAUCUGAGAGCACUCAGCCGGACGUGACAAGUGAAGAGGAGAUGAGUGAAGAAGAGAUUGACUCGGAUGCCUGAUGCUCUAACUUGCUGGCAUUCUGUUUGCUAGGACUGUGAAUCAGUGAUUAGUGCUCCAAUGCGGAAUUAUUAAUAUUUUAAUAAAAAUACUAAUAGCAGUCUAUACAAAUAAUAAAAAACAUUUGAGUGUCACCUUAAUAAAAGAUAUAUUGAACUGUUAUCUAGUUCCUUCCUUACUUCCCUAUUUUAUCUAAUAGAGUCCGGGCAGAUGUUGCAGUCAAUAAUCCUGACUGAACUGAGCAACUGGGUUGGGACUGAAGAGAAAUCCUGUGCAUCGAUAGAAUAAGUUAAGUUUAAGUAUAACAGAUUUGUAUAAAAUAUUGUCUAAAUGCAUUUUAAAUGCGGACAUUUUUUAAAUGUUUAACAAUCGCUAGUGUAUUUCAUACGGCCUAACAUGUAGAUUUAGUAAGUCGUUAAAGUUUUCAUUGUUUCUAUAUUAUGCUAGUAUAUGCGCGAACUAAUUUAUUAUAGCUCAUAGCUCAGAUACAAAUUGUGUAUGAUAUAAGGUACAGUGUAUCCUGUCUGUAUCGUAGGGUAGAAGAUCUUGUGUCAUAAGAUACCUGAAUAUCCCCACUUUUAUGUUUUCCAUACAACGAGCAUUCGUUACUUUUCUGUCACGGUCAGUUAUCGAUUUUACGUAUUGGUUGAGAUAAGAUAUGAAAGAUUCUUCCAAAAAGAAGAAAAAAUCAAAUGAAUAAUAUAAAAAAUAUUUUGCCCAAUUUAGCUAACACUCGUCUGUAAGUGUUAAGUGUCCAUGGGCGGCGGUAACAUCAGGUGAGUCUCCUGCCCGUUUGCCCCCUGUUCUAUAAAAAAAAAAGUUUAAGCGUGCGUGCGUUUGCACGUGUACGUAAAUGUUCGUGUAAUAUUGUCUUUAGUCUCCGUAAAUUGUUUUAGAUCUCAGUCUUCAUAUUUUCUUUAUCGUAGAAAAAGGUGAGAAAUAGGAAUAAGUGUUAAAAAAAUUAAAACUCGGCUAAAUCUGUAUUAGGAGAUAAUAUUUAGAUUUAGUUAGAUGUGAUAAUCAAGGCCUAAAUGUAUGUUUUAUAGUGAAUAAAAGAUUACCUUUA
Molecule: messenger RNA, 2362 nt
Organism: Pieris rapae (cabbage white)
Lineage: Eukaryota; Metazoa; Arthropoda; Insecta; Lepidoptera; Pieridae
Gene: Smyd5
Product: histone-lysine N-trimethyltransferase SMYD5
Exons: 7
Coding region: 144-1298 (384 amino acids)
Molecular function (GO): histone H4K20 methyltransferase activity; protein binding
Source: RefSeq, a predicted model, not a curated record